UCCCACAGGGCCACUUCCUGCCCAGCCCCUGGCACAGCGUCUCUGCUCCAUGGUCCGCUUCAGUCUGCUUGCCCUGAGCUUCAACAUCCUGCUGCUGGUGGCCAUCUGUGUGAUCGGGUCCCAAAGUGCACAGCUGCAAGCAGAGCUGCGGAGCCUGAAGGAAGCUUUCAGCAACUUCUCCUCGAGCAUGCUGAUGGAGGUCCAUGCUCUCGGCACCCAUGGAGGCAGCGUGGGUGACAAGAUCACAUCCCUAGGAGACAAGUUGGAGAAACAGCAGCAGGACCUGAAAGCAGAUCAUGACAUCCUGCUCCUCCAUCUGAAGCACUUCCCCGUGGACCUGCGCUUCGUGGCCUGCCAGAUGGAGCUCCUCCACAGCAACGGCUCCCAAAGGACCUGCUGCCCUGUCAACUGGGUGGAGCACCAAGGCAGCUGCUACUGGUUCUCUCGCUCCGGGAAGGCCUGGGCCGAGGCAGAAAAGUACUGCCAGCUGGAGAACUCACACCUGGUGGUCAUCAACUCGUGGGAGGAGCAGAAAUUCAUUGUACAACACACGAACCCCUUCAAUACCUGGAUAGGUCUCACGGACAGUGAUGGCUCCUGGAAAUGGGUGGAUGGCACAGACUAUAGGCACAACUACAAGAACUGGGCUGUCACUCAGCCAGAUGAUUGGCACGGGCAUGAGCUGGGUGGAAGUGAAGACUGUGUUGAAGUCCGGCCGGAUGGCCGCUGGAACGAUGACUUCUGCCUGCAGGUGCACCGCUGGGUGUGUGAGAAGAGGCGAAAUGCCACCGGCAAGGCAGCCUGACCCCAGCACACCUCUGUCUAACCCAUGCCCCACACCUGCCCAGCUCUGGCUUCUCUGUUGAGGAUUUUGAGGAAAGGAAGAAACAUUGAGACGGGGGUAUGGGGAAGAGCUGAGCAAAGAGAGAAAGGAGGUAGUUUAAGAGUCCCUGACCCUGGAGGGCUGAGAUCCCACCCCCUUCUGUAAUUCAUUGUAAUUAUUAUAAUUGUCAGCCUCUUCAAUGGAGUAGGAAAGAAGAAACAAAUGCUUGAA
Molecule: messenger RNA, 1054 nt
Organism: Rhinopithecus roxellana (golden snub-nosed monkey)
Lineage: Eukaryota; Metazoa; Chordata; Mammalia; Primates; Cercopithecidae
Product: asialoglycoprotein receptor 2-like
Exons: 7
Coding region: 50-805 (251 amino acids)
Biological process (GO): biological process involved in interspecies interaction between organisms
Cellular component (GO): external side of plasma membrane
Molecular function (GO): D-mannose binding; fucose binding
Source: RefSeq, a predicted model, not a curated record